Drosophila grimshawi is the source of this 1605-nucleotide messenger RNA. RefSeq names its product trafficking protein particle complex subunit 12. Gene Ontology annotation, cellular component: Golgi apparatus; TRAPP complex. The transcript has 4 exons. Gene Ontology annotation, molecular function: protein binding. Bases 63 to 1526 code for a protein of 487 amino acids. NCBI's taxonomy places the organism in Eukaryota, Metazoa, Arthropoda, Insecta, Diptera, Drosophilidae. The record is from RefSeq and is a predicted model, not a curated record.
UAUCGAUUGUUCAGCAAGUGCAAAAGGCGAACGAAAAAAACAAAAAGCGCAUUAAACACGGAAUGACAAACAACUCAAACGGUCGACUCAGCGAAUACUUCGCCAACGACCCGCCCAGUUUUUUUGAUGAGCUGACAACUAAUAAAUCAAAGCCCAAGGACACGCAGCCAACAAGCGGAGCUGAAAAGCCCAGCAGCAAUAUGUUGGCCAGCACAUUUACGGGCAGUUUUCAAGCGCCCGAAUUCAUAGAAACUGCUGAAGCAGAAGAGCCAAUAAAAGUCACCGAUGAUGUGAGAAAUUUGUGGCAGCUGCCCACUCCCAACGAGCCGGGCAAGCAGUCAACACACUUAAUUAUGCCAGGCCUGCACAUAGCCAACGAUUUGCCUGAUCCGAUAGCGGUUGCUGUGCGUCAACACCUGGAGGAAGCGGAAUUGCAGCAGCGGAAAAUCCUUGGCGUCGAGGAUGUAACGCAGGAUGAGCGUGGCAUACGGACGCUAAUCAAUGCCGGCUGCUUUCGGGCCGCUGUCAAUCUCACGGGCAGACUGCUGACCAUCUAUGGCCAGGGGUAUGGACGAGGUGGUCAGCCGGCCAAGCAUUCUCCGCAUUCCCUGCAGUUGUGGUUUACACGGCUCGCCCUGCUGGCCAAGCUGGGCGAAUAUGAGCUACUGCAGGCGGAAGCUGAACCCUUCGGCCAGCUGAAUGGACCCGAUGUAUUCUACGAAUUUUACCCGGAGAUGUACAAAGGGAAACAGGGCUCCAUUGCGUGCUUCUCGUUUCGUCUGCUGUUGGCCGAGCUACCCAUAUAUCUGGGCAAACCGCAUCUGGCGCUGGAUCGCCUCUCCGAACUCCAUGUGAUCAGCAACGAUAUCAAAGCGCAUUACGAAACGCUAAAGAAUGAGACAGCAGCUGAAUUUUGGCAGCGACGGGCUGAGCGUGUUUUACAAUCCAUCAUCAACUGUGCUCUGAUGAUGAAGAAAUUCAGCAUGAUUGAUGAUAUAAUGGGUGGAAUGCUACUCACGCGUACUUCCCUCAGCAAGGAGGAGCGACGAUCUUUGUAUUCCGCUUGGGGUCGCAUUUAUCUGCAAAUUGGCGAUAUUUUUGGAGCGGAACAAAAAAUUGCAGUCUCGCGUCGUUUGCGUGAAAUAAAUACGACGGCUGAUUUGCGGGAUCUGGUGGACAAGGGCCUGAUUGCGGUGGCCAAAAAUGAUUUUCCAGAGGCUUAUCUUAUAUUCCAGAAGGCGUUGCAUUUGGACUCGGGCAAUACGAUGAUACUGAAUAAUAUGGGCGUUUGUCUGCUAUAUGCCGGCAAACUGAAGGAUGCCAUCAAUUUGUAUGAGCGCGCCAUUAAUAUGAAUCCGCAGAAAUCAUUGAACGAAAGUUUGUUAGUAAAUUUAUCAACUUUGUAUGAGUUGGAAUCGAAUAAUUCCAAGGCGAAAAAGUUGGAUUUGUUGCGUUUGAUAAACAGAUUUAAGCCGGAUCUCAAUAUAAGUGUAGAAAUUUGCCUUAAGCUGCAGGCAACAAAUUAGUGAAGAAAUAUAUAUGUGUAAUUAUUGUUGGUAAACAUUCCAUAACCUCCAUCCAUUGAGAUUUGAAUAAAAUUCAAAA